CAAAUUUAAUAGCAUCCAAAUUGUGUAAAGGAAAAACAAUGUCUGGCGAGUAAGUUGUCACUUUUUUAUUCUUAUUUAAAUGGCCUAUGAAGUCGGAUACUCUUUCAUAUGAGAAUAAUAAUCUCAUGCCUUUUUUUGGUUUGUGCAUCUUUGAUUUUGCUGAACAACAAAUUGGGCACGCACAGCGGUUAUACAUCAUCCACUGCCCCCAAGGGAGAGGCGAAGCCUAAAUGCAAGAUUUCUGCGUCACGCAAGCUAUCACUAAAGAUCCUUCUGCUGACUCGUGCAACGGAAGACUUGGAGGCAGAGAAAACUGCAAAUGAGGAACAGAAGGUUCGAUACCUGAGGGAGAAGCUUCCACCGCUGCAGCUCAGUGGGUUAAACAUUGAUGAUCUGCAGAAAGUCUGUAAGGAGAUUCAUGAAAAGAUUCAUGUGGUGGACGAGGAUCGCUAUGACUGUGAAGCAAAGGUUCACAAGAACUACAGAGAUAUCAACGAGUUGAAGCUAAAGGUACAGGACCUUGGAGGAAAGUUUAAGAAACCAGCUCUCAGGAAGGUGAGAGUGUCAGCAGAUGAGAUGUUGAAAGCUCUGUUUGGAUCGAAAACUAAGGGCUCCAUGGAUCUGAGGGCCAAUCUCAAGUCUGUAAAGAAAGAAGACAUCAAACAAGAGAAGGAGCUGACGAUGGAGGUGGGUGACUGGCGUAAAAAUGUGGAGGCCAUGUCUGGUAUGCAGGGCAGGAAGAAGAUGUUUGAUGCUGCUGGUGGGGCCCAGUGAACAAAUUCCUUCAUGCGCUGACGCUGCAGGAUGGAUGGAGGAAGAUUUAAUGAAAGAACUUUAAUUGAAAGUGAAAAAAAAUUCACCAAAAUUUAACGUAACAUUUAUAAAAUAAAACUAAAAUGAGUCAAAAAUAAAAUGGGAUAGUCAAAAACUGAAAAUUACAAACCUAAAAAUAAAUGAAUUCAUAAAUUACUAGUGGAGACUAAUACAUGAUGAAGUUCAGAGCUUGACCAUUACAAUAAGAUAUACUCCAUGGACAACUGGAUUGGUUGGAUUUAGAUUUUAGGCAUAUUAUCAUAUGGUGAUAAUACUGUAUUUCAUUUGUGAGUGCAGCAGAUUUACAUUGCUUGGCAUUGUCCUUGUACACGGUAAUGGAGCUGUAUUUCUUCUGUCUCCACUAAGGAAUGCCAUAAACUUGCAGUGCCACCUGAGAUAUUUAGAGCAAGGAUAUACUUAGCCUUUCUUCUUCUAUGGAAUGAAUUCCUCUCCGGUUAAAAACAGCAAAUAUUGUCACACAUACUGAUACUUGUCCUUGAACUAGUGUCAAACACUGUCAGCAAGACAGGGGGUUGAAUAAUCAAGGGUGUUGUGGAUGGAGUCAGCAGGCUUUAAUGACUCUAAGGGUGAUGGAAAGAAUUUGUGUAUGACUGACAAUGCUAUUUUUACUGUGUGAAGUUAUUUCAUUUAGUAUAACAGUGGCCUAUAUGCACUACAAUAGUACAGCUUCUGUUUAUAUGAGCUGUGAAAUAAUCUGCCAUAACCCAGAAAUAUCAGUCUAGCCUCAAGAAUAAGAAAAUCACAGAAACUGGCCUGCUAGUCUCGAUUUUUACUUUUACAAGAAUCAGGAUGUAUAGAUGUAUGUAUAGACAUGUACCUAAUGCCCAAAUCAGAGGUUUUGGCCCAAAGUUUCUGCAGAUUUGUCAGCUGUAUAUCUAUAAUGCGAAUACCCCAAAGGUGCUCCGUUGGACUGAAAUUUGGUGACAGU
Messenger RNA from Neolamprologus brichardi, 1762 nucleotides. RefSeq names its product troponin I, skeletal, slow c (gene tnni1c). The record is from RefSeq and is a predicted model, not a curated record. Gene Ontology annotation, cellular component: troponin complex. Lineage: Eukaryota; Metazoa; Chordata; Actinopteri; Cichliformes; Cichlidae. Gene Ontology annotation, biological process: cardiac muscle contraction; skeletal muscle contraction.